Messenger RNA from Gongylonema pulchrum, 549 nucleotides. NCBI's taxonomy places the organism in Eukaryota, Metazoa, Nematoda, Chromadorea, Rhabditida, Gongylonematidae. The record is from the annotation of a GenBank genome assembly.
AUGGGUUGGGUGCUGGCAGAGCCGAGCCGAGCUACGAGAGCAGUGACGCAGUGCCGAAGGUUAAGUUCGAAGUGCGUGGGUAGCAGGGGUGACAGCUCGGAGGAGGAGCGGCAUUCACACGCCAUGAUGGUCAGUGGCGGACUUACGUGCUGUGCCGACACUGAGAGCGAGUUGCGGGAGAUCAGCAGCUACUGCAACAGGAAAACUCAAGCGCUGGCGCACAGUUGUCUUGUGCCUGCCUGUCGCCUCAUAAGCUGUAGUGGUCAGCAGCAGCAGCAGCAGCAGCGCCUACCCUCGCUUGUCGCGGAGGCGACAUCGAUCUUGUUAUCGAAUUCUCUGAUUCUGUCUCUCGGCAACUGCAGUGCAUUUGCCUGUUUCGAGUUUGUCCAACAGCAGUGGUCAUUGUCGUUGACAGAGUUACAAAAAAGCUGCUGCGCCCGUAGCUUCAUCCGAGCUCGGGGCCUGUCGGUGUUUAUCUGCUCUACCUUCUUUGAAGCUCUAAUUAGCACUGCGCGCCCAGAAAGUUCGCUCAAGUCUUCUGGCUGCUAA